GUGGAGAAGAGCCACCGUGUGAUCUGGGGCCCACUCGCGUUACUCCGCCACUGCUGCGCCGCCACGUCACUGGCGUCUCUUGCUAAGCAACCACAACCACACUGAGGUCUUGUAGUGUAAUAAUCCAACGGCGGUAAGCUAGCCCCCAUACCCUCUAUAAAAAUACCACCAACUACGCUAAUCAUAUUUCAUUCUUAAUUUGGGGGCUUUCACUUGCUUAAGUGACGAAGACGCAGAUACCUCAAGAUAAAGCACCCUGUUUUUGCGGCUCUUCGUUCACUUGGGUUGAGAUGUGUCCCCCGGCACAGCCCCCUCCAUGCCAGAUUGGAUUUUACUGGAGCGAUGAGCAAAUUAUUUUGUUACUUGCAAAUAACUCACCAGGGUCCCGUAUCCCAGAUAACGUGCUAGAUGAUUCAAACCCUUUCCAGUCCCAUCCCAGUAAUUUACCUGAUGGAAUGUGGUUCUUGGUCCACUCGAAUGUGAAAAAAGGGUUUACUAAUGAUGGGUUCUGGAAAGCCAAAGGAGAACCUUGUAAGGUUUACUCAAACAAUGGGAUAAAUGGUUGGAGAACCACUCUUGAAUACUUUGAAGGCUUAGCUCCCGAUGAACAGUUAACUAAUUGGCUUAUGCAAGAGUACAAGAUUUCACCUGAUGAAUUAAGUGACAAAUGUAGUCCAAAGGCUUCCAGAUCGCUAUGCAGAGUCUUCCUCUGUGGUGACGACAUUUCCAGGAGCAAGAUGGUAUCCCAAAACUGCAAAAACAUCAUUGAGUCAAAGAAUCUCAAUCCAGUGAAGUCGAUCAAACCUGAAGCUAAUGUAACAUCUGACCAGGACACGGAGCAUGAACCUCAGGCGAAUAGAGAAAGUGAUGUCAGAACACUUGCUAUGGCAUCUGAUGUGAAACCAAGCUCUCCUCCAGAAGACUUUUCCGAAGGAGAAUGCUUCUCUAGAGGCGACUUCUUGGAAUUGAAUGAUUUACAAGAUCCUGGAUCACAUUCUUCGAGCUCACAGAACUCGAGCUGUCCAAGCAAGUUAUCAGAAGAAUAUUUUGGUUCUGAUCAUUUUGGUUCUGCUGAUUUUCUGUGGGAUCUCGAGGAAGAAGUGGAGAAGAGUUGCAGAGAAGAGCAAUUUUCACGUUCAUGUCACAGAUUUAGCGCACAAAUUGUGCAAAACGACGUGGUCUUGCAGCCUGCACUUCCCGGUUCUUCUGUAGUGUACGAUUCUGUAAGAGGUGAUGUCGCUGAGACUCCAAGCACCAGUCCAGGCGCAGACGAAACUUCAAAAGAUAAAAAAGUGCAGUCGAAAGCUGGAGGAGCUUCGACAUCGAAUGGUGCGGCAAGAGAAGAGAAGAAGAAUGGCGGUUCAAGCAGAAUCAACAAGAUCAAGACCUAUUUCUGUUUUGCAGCAUUCUAAAUCCCAACAUUCUUAGGGAAAACAAGGUAGAAAACUGGAAGAAAAUGAGGUUGUCAUUCGAUAUGCUAAAUUCAGUAUAUGAGGGAAAAAAAGCCUAUGAGGACAGGGGAGUAGAAAACUGAAAACCUUGUUAUGUAGUAAUAUCUGAUUGGAGCUGUGAUUUAUAGUUUUUGUGAUAGUGUAAAAUAUGUAUAACCUAAUUUGAAUAAUUGUUAUGACUGUAGUAGCACAUACAUAUGGUGUUUCUUGAUUACAA
This is a messenger RNA of Salvia splendens (bonfire salvia), 1668 nucleotides long. RefSeq names its product NAC domain-containing protein 41. Lineage: Eukaryota; Viridiplantae; Streptophyta; Magnoliopsida; Lamiales; Lamiaceae. Gene Ontology annotation, molecular function: DNA binding. The record is from RefSeq and is a predicted model, not a curated record. Gene Ontology annotation, biological process: regulation of DNA-templated transcription. The transcript is spliced from 6 exons. Bases 291 to 1412 code for a protein of 373 amino acids.